CAUUAUUAAUGGCGACCGCCGCUAUUUGUCUAAAGUUUACAUCUCUCGCUAAAAAUAGAUCAAAAUGUUGUCUUGAGAUAGUACCAGAAGUUACUAAUUUACAAAAUAUCGACCAAAUAAAAUGGAAAGAGAGCACUGACUCAAUCGAGUAUUUGGUCCCCAUUACAUAUAAAAUUAUACUAAAAAAACACAAUACUCUAAAAGACAAUGACGCAGUGAGAUUUUAUCACUCUUGCGUCGAUUUAGUACCAUCAUGGUCUCAUGAAGAUUUAGCUUAUGGCGAUAUUUCAAGGAACAUAAGUGACCAUUUAAUCCAUAGAAGCUAUAAUAAAAUAAAUGCAUGUGUAUCUCUAUCUAGGCCAAACGCUUUAAAUAUGUUAAAUGAAAAACCUAAUGAUCUAGGAGAUUUAGAAACAAAACUUGAUAACAUAUUACAUAAUAUACACGUUAAAAGAGAUUUUGGUACAUGUAUAAGUGAAAGUCAAUUUGAAAACUCUAAAAAAGAGAGAAACUCCACUCUUGAGUUGAAUAAUAAAACCACCAUUGGUACAUUGACGGAUGCCAUACCGCAACUGUCUUCCAAUGAAAGAAAAACCUUAACAAUAGUUCCCGUUUGCAAAAUUGACACAUUUGAAGAUAUAGUUAAUAAAUAUCCCCCACAAGCGUUAGAAUUACCUAAAUCCAUCGUUCGUUAUAACCCCUUAGCAAAAAGUAAUCCAAAAGCAGAAAGAAAAUUUGUAUGUCAACCUCCGCUGUGUAAUAUUUCGUUCGAUUGUAAUCCAAAUAGCAUUGUUAACUUAAACGCACGUGUAUCUUAUUUCAAAAGUGUUAUGGAGAAAGAAAUAUUACCUCUUAAAAUAAUUUUACAAGAUAUUAUUACAAAAUGCAGUACAUUUGGGUUACUUCACAAUUCUAAUUACUCUAAAAAUAAAUGUAUAAAUGAUAAAAUUGCACUUGAAAAUAAGAAUCAUUGUAAUCGUGUAGUGUAUUCUAUCGUGUUUGAUGAAUAAAAUUAAAUAUAUGCCAUA
Molecule: messenger RNA, 1028 nt
Organism: Pieris napi
Lineage: Eukaryota; Metazoa; Arthropoda; Insecta; Lepidoptera; Pieridae
Exons: 2
Coding region: 9-1010 (333 amino acids)
Source: RefSeq, a predicted model, not a curated record